AUGCUAAGAACAACAUUUGCGGCAAGACGCCUCCAGUUCGCCAGAUUCCAGUCCACUGUCACGCAGCUCAAGACGUUGCCAGAGUUCCAAAAAGCCAUCGCUACCAAGCAGCUCAGCGUAGUCGACUUUUACGCCACGUGGUGUGGCCCCUGUAAGGCAAUAUCCCCGCACGUUGAGAAGCUCAGCACCAAGUACCAGGACGUUUCGUUCUACAAGGUGGACGUUGACGAAUCGCCAGACAUCGCAGGGUUCUGCGGCGUGAGUGCGAUGCCCACUUUUCUGUUCACCAAGAACGGCCAAGCUAUAGGCAAAGUGGUGGGCGCUGAUCCCCGCGGCCUGAACCAGGGUAUUGAGGACCUCAAGGAUUAA
Messenger RNA from Lachancea fermentati, 369 nucleotides. NCBI's taxonomy places the organism in Eukaryota, Fungi, Ascomycota, Saccharomycetes, Saccharomycetales, Saccharomycetaceae. The record is from the annotation of a GenBank genome assembly.